Messenger RNA from Ochotona curzoniae (black-lipped pika), 1097 nucleotides. It is a transcript of the gene PLEKHJ1, whose product is annotated as pleckstrin homology domain containing J1. Bases 150 to 644 code for a protein of 164 amino acids. Gene Ontology annotation, cellular component: early endosome; recycling endosome; trans-Golgi network. Gene Ontology annotation, biological process: receptor recycling; retrograde transport, endosome to Golgi; endosome organization. The transcript is spliced from 6 exons. The record is from RefSeq and is a predicted model, not a curated record. NCBI's taxonomy places the organism in Eukaryota, Metazoa, Chordata, Mammalia, Lagomorpha, Ochotonidae.
GCCGGCCCGCAGCGCGCAGGCGCCUUGGUGCUGGCCGGGACCACACACUGGGACUUUUCUGGUCCGGACUCUGGGCGGACGGUGGCCGGGAGGGCCCGGAACUAGGCGUGCGUUCGUGCCCUGCGUUCCCGGUUGUCGUCCCCGGCGCCAUGCGCUACAACGAGAAGGAGCUGCAGGCGCUGUCCCGGCAGCCGGCCGAGAUGGCGGCUGAGCUGGGCAUGCGGGGCCCCAAGAAGGGCAGCGUGCUCAAGCGGCGCCUGGUGAAGCUGGUGGUCAACUUCCUCUUCUACUACCGCCCGGACGAGGCCGAGCCCGUCGGCGCGCUGCUUCUAGAACGCUGCCGGGUCACGCGCGAAGAGCCACGGAGCUUCUCGCUCGGCUUCGUGGAGGACCCGGAGAGGAAGUACCACUUCGAGUGCUGCAGCGAGGAGCAGUGCCAGGAGUGGACGGAGGCCCUGCGGCGGGCCAGUUACGAGUUCAUGCGAAGGAGCCUCAUCUUCUACAGGAAUGAAAUCCAGAAGAUGACAGGCAAGGACCCCUUGGAGCAGUUCGGCAUAUCCCAGGAGGCCCGGUUCCAGCUGAGCAGCCUGCCCAAGGACGGGCGGCCGGCAGGCAUCAGCUCUCAGCUGGAUGUGCUGGGCUGACUGCCUGGACUCCUGGGGAGGAGGGGGUCUCUGGCUUCCCGGCCCCCUCAAAUGCCUCAGGCCCUGGUGUGCCGUGUGCACCCAAGUCCUGCUGAAUGUAGAUGCCAGAGUGUGCUGUGAAGGGGCCAGUUAGGCCCCCUACCCCGGGGUCCCCAGUUUUUUAUGUUCCAAUAAAGGGACCUUUCCCAAGCCCACCCAGGAUGGACUGAAUGAGGCACCUGGCAAGCUUCCUUCUGCCCAGGCCCCCACAAAGCUGUGUUCCGGCCAGACGCAAGUGAAAACCAUCUUUAUUAACAGCGGCUACACGACAAAGUGCAGUGGGGGUGGGGCAACGGACGGGGCUUCGAGACCACAGAGCCCAGGCGGAAACAGCCGCCAUACCCAGGAGGGCUUCCCAGCACGGGAGAUAAAUAAGGGGGGGAGUGGGUCUUAAAUAAAUUGGACAGAGCGAGA